Molecule: messenger RNA, 1065 nt
Organism: Staurois parvus
Lineage: Eukaryota; Metazoa; Chordata; Amphibia; Anura; Ranidae
Source: the annotation of a GenBank genome assembly
AUGAAUGGAACAGAAGGUCCCAAUUUUUACGUCCCCAUGUCUAACAAGACUGGGGUAGUACGAAGCCCCUUCGAAUACCCUCAGUAUUACCUGGCAGAGCCAUGGAAGUAUUCAGUAUUGGCCGCCUACAUGUUCAUGCUUAUCCUCGUCGGUCUCCCAAUCAACUUCAUGACCCUGUAUGUCACCAUCCAGCACAAGAAGCUCCGAACACCCUUAAACUACAUCCUGCUAAAUUUGGCGUUUGCCAACCACUUCAUGAUCCUGUGUGGAUUCACCGUCACGCUGUACACCUCCCUCCAUGGAUACUUUGUAUUCGGACAGAAUGGUUGCUACUUUGAAGGCUUCUUCGCUACCCUUGGUGGUGAAAUGGGCCUUUGGUCCUUGGUGGUGUUGGCCAUUGAGCGAUACCUUGUGGUCUGCAAGCCCAUGAGCAAUUUCCGAUUUGGUGAGAACCAUGCCAUGAUGGGUGUAGCAUUCACCUGGAUCAUGGCCCUGUCUUGCUGUGCUCCUCCUCUCUUCGGCUGGUCCAGAUACAUCCCUGAGGGAAUGCAAUGUUCAUGUGGAGUUGACUACUACACUCUGAAGCCUGAGGUCAACAAUGAGUCCUUUGUCAUCUACAUGUUCAUUGUCCACUUCACUAUUCCUCUGAUUAUCAUUUCCUUCUGCUACGGACGUCUGGUGUGCACUGUGAAAGAGGCUGCAGCCCAGCAGCAGGAAUCAGCCACCACCCAGAAGGCCGAGAAAGAAGUCACCCGCAUGGUUGUCAUUAUGGUCGUUUUCUUCCUGAUUUGCUGGGUCCCCUAUGCCUAUGUUGCAUUCUACAUCUUCACCCACCAAGGCUCAGAAUUUGGCCCGAUUUUCAUGACCGUGCCAGCUUUCUUUGCCAAGAGCUCUGCCAUCUACAACCCUGUCAUCUACAUUAUGCUGAAUAAACAGUUCCGUAACUGCAUGAUCACCACCCUGUGCUGUGGGAAAAAUCCCUUUGGAGAUGAAGAUGCCUCCUCUGCUGCCACUUCUAAGACAGAAUCCACCUCUGUCUCUACCAGCCAGGUGUCACCUGCAUAA